UUACCGGUUCGGCUCUAUAGCCAGUCGCCGCAUUUACCGCGCAGGGAGUAGACGUAUUCGCUACUUCGGCACUUACUCCACGUGUAUCCUCCUGAGAAAAUAUUGAUCCAUAUACAGAGAAAAGGACUUUUUAGUGGCACAUCAGCGAACAUCACCAUGUCGAGCGAAAAAAUCACCAAUGGAAUCGAAAGAGCCGAAGAUGGUUUCCGUGCGCAACCAAAGGGUUUCGCUACCAAAGCGAUACACGUGGGCCAAGAUGCGGAGCAGUGGAAGAGUCGUGCCGUCGUGCCACCAAUCAGCAUGAGUACGACAUUCAAACAAUUUGGACCGGCUAAACAUUCGGGAUACGAAUAUGGUCGAAGCGGCAAUCCAACGCGCGAUGUGCUAGAGAGAUGCCUUGCCUCACUGGACAACGGCAAAUAUGGUUUGACGUUUUCCUCCGGUUUGGGAGUGACGACCACCGUGAUCACGAUGCUGAAAGCGGGGGAUCACAUCGUAGCCGGAGAUGAUCUGUACGGUGGAACCAACCGUCUGUUGCGACAAGUUGCCAUGAAAAUGAACAUUGAAGUCGAUUUUGUUGACUGUACCAAUCUGGCAAAGAUUGAGGCAGCUAUUAAGCCAAACACUAAGCUUUUCUGGAUUGAGUCGCCAACAAAUCCCCUUCUAAAAGUUAUCGAUAUUGAAGCGGUCUGCAAAGUAGCACACAAACACCCAGGGGUUGUGGUUGUGGUGGACAACACAUUCCUGUCGGCAUAUUUACAGAGACCACUUGAAUUGGGCGCAGACGUUGUCAUGUACUCCUUGACUAAAUAUAUGAAUGGCCACUCCGAUGUCAUUAUGGGAGCUGCAGUCAUGAAUGACGAAGCCCUAUAUGAGAAGCUCAAAUUUCUUCAGAACGCUGCCGGCAUCGUUCCAUCGCCAUUCGAUUGCUACUUAGUGAACCGCAGCUUGAAGACGCUAGCCAUUCGCAUGGAAAGGCACAAAUCCAACUCCCUGGCCAUCGCAAAAUACCUAGAAACCAAUCCUAAAGUGGAACGUGUGUUGCACCCCGGUCUACUAUCUCACCCCCAGCAUGAACUUGCAAAGAGACAAUGCUACGGACACAGUGGCAUUAUGUCGUUCUAUUUGAAAGGUGGUCUGAAUGAAUCGACGGUGUUCCUGCAAUCGUUGGAAGUGUUCACACUGGCGGAAAGUCUCGGAGGGUACGAAAGUCUCGCCGAAGUGCCUUCAGUCAUGACGCAUGCAUCCGUACCGGCAGAGCAGCGCGCAGAAUUGGGCAUUACGGAUAACUUGAUCAGAAUUUCAGUUGGUUUGGAAGACGCAGACGAUCUGAUCGUGGAUCUGAAACAAGCCCUCGAGAAAGUUUAAGUUUUUAAAAUAUAUUUGUUGAAUUUAAAACAAAAAUAAAAAAAAUCUUAAAAAGCCUAAUCAGAUUUUACUCUAGCAUACCUCAAAACAUUAUUCGAAUAUCGAAAUUUUGAUUUGAAAAAAAAAAUGGCGAGAUACGGCGAUGAAUUACCCUUCUUGGGAUAUUAAGAAAAACUCACAAACAAGAUUCAGGGACAGGGUCAUAUUGACACGGAAAUGUAAAUCGCUUCAAAAUAAACAAAGUGUAAUCGAAUUAUAUACAAAGUUUACAUAUAUUUCAAAAGAUAAACCAGCAUUAUCAAAGACAAUAAUAAAUUCCAGGAAUUUCCAAAACAUUUUUCAACAAUUUUAAUAA
Messenger RNA from Armigeres subalbatus, 1723 nucleotides. It is a transcript of the gene Cth, whose product is annotated as cystathionine gamma-lyase. Gene Ontology annotation, molecular function: carbon-sulfur lyase activity; pyridoxal phosphate binding. The record is from RefSeq and is a predicted model, not a curated record. The coding region runs from base 157 to 1368 and encodes 403 amino acids. Gene Ontology annotation, biological process: transsulfuration. The transcript is spliced from 5 exons. NCBI's taxonomy places the organism in Eukaryota, Metazoa, Arthropoda, Insecta, Diptera, Culicidae. Gene Ontology annotation, cellular component: cytoplasm.